AUUAAACUGAAUUAACAGCUCUGGGUUCUCUGGCGAUCGGAUUCGAGGCAAACACAGAAAAUAUGGAAUAAGAUGGUUUUUGAAGCGAAACGGCUUUUCUGUCUGCGUCUGGUUUCCUUUGCAGAUGAUUGACAGGUCAUGGCGUUACUCUGUUGUCGUGACGAUGGUCUCUUUAGCCUGGCUCCUCCCAGUCAUUGCUUCUGCCACGCCCUUUCCCAGGGACCUGCAGCCAAUCAGUGUGGUGCGUCUGGAAGACUCGCACCUGUAUCCCAGUUUUCAGGGUCUGGUGUUUAAUAACGGCUCGGAGCGUCUGGGUCUGGACUAUCAGCUCAUGAUCCGGAUCCAGCACAUGCUGUACAUCGCUGCCAGAGACCAUGUAUUUGUUGUGAAUCUCACUACUGCAGUCGAUAAAAUCAUCCCACAGCAGAUCCUGACGUGGAGAUCUACAGACGUGUCCAAGUGCGCCGUGCGAGGAAGAAACAGCGAUGAAUGUUAUAAUUACAUCAAGGUUCUUGUGCCUCGUAACGACGAGACUCUGUUUGCGUGUGGAACGAAUGCACUGAACCCGGCCUGCAGAAACUACAGAUUGAGUUCGCUGGAGCAGGUCGGUCAGGAGCUGCUGGGUCAGGCCCGGUGUCCCUUCGAGUCUCGCCAGUCCAACAUAGGACUGUUUGCAGGGGGUCAUUUCUAUUCGGCCACAGUGACGGACUUCCAGGCCAGUGAUGCAGUGAUCUACAGGAGUUUGGGAGGAGAGGGCCGUCCCGUCCUGAGGACCGCCAAAUACGACUCCAAAUGGCUCAGAGAGCCUCACUUCCUGCAUGCUGUCGAAUACGGCAACUACGUGUACUUCUUCUUCAGUGAGAUCGCAGUGGAGCACACCGGCGCUGGGAAGGUGGUGUAUUCGCGUGUAGCACGUGUGUGUAAGAACGACAGCGGCGGCUCCACGCGUGUGUUAGAUCGUCACUGGACGUCGUUUCUGAAAGCACGUCUGAACUGCUCCGUUCCUGGAGACACGUUCUUCUACUUCGACGUGCUGCAGUCCAUCACCAGUGUGCUGCAGAUCAACCAACGGCCCGCUGUGGUGGGGGUCUUCACCACACAGAUCAACAGCAUUCCCGGCUCAGCAGUGUGUGGGUUUUAUUUGGAUGACAUUGAGCAAGUGUUCAAUGGGAAGUUUAAGGAGCAGAAGAACAGUGAUUCAGUGUGGAUGCCUGUACCUGAGGAGCUAGUGCCCAAACCACGUCCAGGUUCAUGUGCAGGUGAAGGUUCAGCGUCUUCCUACUCAUCCUCUGUUCAGUUUCCAGACUCUGUGCUUUCAUUUAUUAAGACACAUCCACUGAUGGACGAGACUGUGUCAUCAAUCAACAGCCAACCGCUGAUCACCAGCACCGCCAGCAGGUAUAGGCUGACUCAGAUUGUGGUGGAUACAGCAGCUGGUCCUCAUCAGAACCGCAGUGUAGUGUUUCUGGGCUCUGAAGACGGCCGUGUCCUGAAGAUCCUGACCAGCUCUCAAGAGAACAGCUCCAGACUGCUGGAGGACAUCAGCGUGUUCAGUCCCACACAGUGUAGCGGAGAGCGUAGGGUUUUGGGUCUGGAGCUGGAUCAGGAGCAUCACGCUCUGUUUGUGGCGUUCUCCAGCUGCAUCAUCAGAGUUCCUCUGAGCCGCUGCGCUCAACACGGCACAUGCAAGAGACGCUGUCUCCACACACACGACCCAUACUGCAUCUGGCUGCGGACGGGACGCUGUGCAGACGUGGCUCCAGGGUUCAAGGCGGGUUUUGAGCAGGACGUUGACGGUGACCAAUCACAUUCAUUUGACGCGUGCAUCACAGCAGGAAGUGAUGUGAGCUCAGCGGUGGAUUCAGCCUCCGGUGUGAAGCAGCUUCCUGAUGCAGCGGGUCUCAGCGACGGCUUCCACUUCUCUCUUCUGGGGGCGUGUGUGCUGGUGGCGUUCGUGUUGGGUGCCGUCGUCUCGGGCGUGCUGGUGUCCUGUUACUGCGGUCAGAGAUCCCACCAAUCACAGGAGCCGGAGGCAUCGCUCGCGCUCACCAGCCUCGCCAAACUCAACCGCCUCUUAGACCCCAAACCAGACAAGAACGACCUCACAUCCUCUCAGAUCUACAGCUCCGGGACGCCCGUAAAACCACACACCACUGAAGACGAGGAGCUGGUUUCCAACCUGCCCACCCCGGAUCUGACGCCCGAGCUGCCAAUCAAGAACUUACACAGCCAAUGGGAGAGAAGCCACACCUACAACUCCACCCUGCAGGUGUUUCCCACCAAUCAGACGCUUCCCAGCAAGCACACGCCCUCAGAGGGCCACGACGAUGAUGUAUUAAAACACACACACAAUCCAGUUAUCACCAUUAUGACUUCAUCUUUAUUCCCGGGCGACUCCGGCUCGCUGCACACCCCAACAUCAUAUUACAGCUGCCUGAAAGAGACGGCCGAAACCUCGGCGCUUCAGCAGAUUCCACGAGAGACUCUUCCCGAGCAGCCGGGCUCCUCGCAGCGCCACGUCCUUAUAAAGAUGGGCAACGGCGUCACGACCGCACGCCAGCACCGAUUCAACCAGAAGUCAGCGCCGGCGGGAAACAUCUACGAGAUACAGCGUCCGUUAAUCACAGGCAGCUCGUGUCUGACACGACAGCACAGCUACAGCGAGCCGCCACACCUGCAGCGCACGGCUAUCAUCAGACGCACAGAGUCACUCAAACCACAGAUACCCCCCAAACCCACAUACAUACCCCCCAAAACACUACACCUGCCCUCGCACCCCAAACACAGCUACUGACCUCUGACCCCAGGACACGACCCACACGGAACGAACAC
This is a messenger RNA of Carassius carassius (crucian carp), 2832 nucleotides long. RefSeq names its product sema domain, transmembrane domain (TM), and cytoplasmic domain, (semaphorin) 6D (gene sema6ca). The record is from RefSeq and is a predicted model, not a curated record. Gene Ontology annotation, biological process: axon guidance; positive regulation of cell migration; negative regulation of axon extension involved in axon guidance. Gene Ontology annotation, molecular function: chemorepellent activity; semaphorin receptor binding. Bases 125 to 2794 code for a protein of 889 amino acids. NCBI's taxonomy places the organism in Eukaryota, Metazoa, Chordata, Actinopteri, Cypriniformes, Cyprinidae. The transcript is spliced from 18 exons.